GUCCUCUGGAGCUGUUCGAAGCGUCGUCGAGGCCGAUUUCCACAAAACCCUUUUAUCAUCUACCCAGUGACGACUAGCAACCAUGGUUAACUUCACCGUAGAUCAAAUCCGUGCCCUUAUGGACAGGGCCACUAACAUUCGUAACAUGAGUGUUAUUGCCCAUGUCGAUCACGGAAAGUCCACCCUCACCGAUUCCUUGGUCUCAAAAGCCGGUAUCAUCGCCCAGGCAAAAGCUGGAGAAAUGCGGUUUACAGACACGCGUGACGAUGAGAAAGAGCGUGGAAUUACAAUCAAAUCGACUGCCAUUUCCAUGUAUUUCGAGCUCGACAAGGAGGACUUGCCUUUUAUCAAGCAAAAGACCGAGGGACACGAGUUCUUGAUCAACUUGAUCGACUCGCCUGGACACGUUGACUUCUCAUCCGAGGUUACUGCUGCCCUCCGUGUUACCGAUGGUGCCCUCGUCGUCGUCGACUGCGUUGAGGGUGUCUGCGUGCAAACCGAGACUGUCCUUCGUCAAGCUUUGACUGAGCGAAUCAAGCCCGUUGUCAUCAUCAACAAGGUCGACCGUGCCCUCCUCGAACUUCAGGUUUCCAAGGAAGACCUCUACCAAUCCUUCUCCCGUACCAUCGAGACCGUUAACGUCAUCAUCUCGACAUACCACGACGCCGUCCUUGGUGAUGUCCAGGUCUACCCCGACAAGGGUACCGUUGCCUUUGGUUCAGGUCUCCACGGAUGGGCCUUCACUCUCCGCCAAUUCGCCAACCGAUACUCAAAGAAGUUCGGUGUCGACAAGGAGAAGAUGAUGCUUAAGCUCUGGGGUGACAACUACUUCAACCCCGCCACCCGCAAGUGGACCACCAGCGGCACCACCGCCGACGGCAAGUCAUUGGAGCGUGCCUUCAACAUGUUCGUCCUCGACCCCAUCUUCAAGAUCUUCGACGCCAUCAUGAACUUCAAGAAGGACACUGUCAUGGGCAUGCUCGAGAAGCUCGACGUUAAGCUCGCUCCUGAAGAGCGUGAUCAGGAGGGCAAGGCUCUCCUCAAGACUGUCAUGCGACGAUUCCUUCCCGCCGGCGACUCCCUCUUGGAGAUGAUUGUCAUCAACCUUCCUUCCCCUGCCACUGCUCAACGCUACCGUGUUGAGACUCUUUACGAGGGUCCCAUGGAUGACGAGUGCGCCAUUGGUAUCCGUGACUGCGACGCCAGCGGUCCCCUCGUCCUCUAUGUCUCCAAGAUGGUGCCCACCUCCGAUAAGGGUCGCUUCUAUGCCUUCGGUCGUGUCUUCUCCGGCACCGUCAGGUCUGGCCCCAAGAUUCGUAUUCAGGGCCCCAACUAUGUCCCCGGAAAGAAGGAUGACUUGUUCAUCAAGUCCAUUCAGCGAACCGUCCUCAUGAUGGGUCGUUACAUCGAGCCCAUCGAGGACUGCCCUGCCGGCAACAUCGUCGGUCUCGUCGGUAUCGAUCAGUUCUUGCUCAAGAGCGGUACUUUGACCACUUCCGAGACUGCCCACAACAUGAGGGUCAUGCGAUUCUCCGUCUCCCCUGUCGUCCAAGUCGCUGUCGAGGUCAAGAACGCCGCCGAUCUCCCCAAGCUCGUCGAAGGUCUCAAGCGUCUCUCCAAGUCCGAUCCUUGUGUCCAGGCUUGGAUUUCGGAAACCGGCGAGCACAUUGUUGCCGGUGCUGGUGAGCUUCACUUGGAAAUUUGCUUGAAGGAUCUCCAAGAGGACCACGCUGGUGUCCCCCUUAAGAUCUCCGACCCCGUCGUUCCCUACCGUGAGACCGUCAAGGCCGAGUCCAGCAUCGUCGCCUUGUCCAAGUCGCAGAACAAGCACAACCGUAUCUUCGUCAAGGCCAUGCCCAUCGAUGAAGAACUCACCAAAGCCAUCGAGAACGGUACCGUCAACGCCCGUGAAGAUUACAAGGUCCGGGCCCGUAUCCUCGCCGACGACUAUGGAUGGGAUGUCACCGAUGCCAGAAAGAUCUGGUGCUUCGGUCCCGAUACCACUGGCCCCAACUUGCUUGUCGAUGUCACCAAGGGAGUUCAGUACCUCAACGAAAUCAAGGAUUCUUGCGUCGCUGCCUUCCAGUGGGCCACCAAGGAGGGUGUUACUUGCGAAGAGAACAUGCGUGGUGUCCGUGUCAACGUUCUCGACGUUACUCUCCACACUGAUGCCAUCCAUCGUGGAGGUGGACAGAUCAUUCCUACCAUGAGGCGUGCUACCUACGCUGCCUGCUUGCUCGCCACCCCUGGUCUCCAGGAGCCCGUCUACCUUGUCGAAAUCCAGUGCCCUGAGAACGCAAUUGGCGGUAUCUACUCGUGUCUCAACAAGCGACGUGGACAGGUCUUCAGCGAGGAACAGCGCCCCGGAACUCCCAUGUUCACGGUCAAGGCCUACCUCCCCGUCGCCGAGUCCUUCGGCUUCAACGGAGAGCUCCGCUCGCACACCGCUGGCCAAGCCUUCCCUCAAUCCGUGUUCGACCACUGGGAGCUCAUGAACGGCUCUCCUCUCGAAAAGGGCAGCAAGAUGGAGGAACUCGUCACGAAGAUCCGUACUCGCAAGGGUCUCAAGCCUGAGAUUCCUCCCCUUGACACCUACUACGACAAGCUCUAAGUAGUUGUACAUCGUAUCGCAUUUUUUCUCUAGGAUUUCAUAGACCGAAACGUUGUUGUAUAUCAUCUGUACUUUUUUCUGUCAUCAUCAUCAAUCAAAAGCGUUACUGGUCACCCAAAA
This is a messenger RNA of Coprinopsis cinerea okayama7#130, 2731 nucleotides long. RefSeq lists its product as hypothetical. Lineage: Eukaryota; Fungi; Basidiomycota; Agaricomycetes; Agaricales; Psathyrellaceae. The transcript is spliced from 8 exons. Gene Ontology annotation, biological process: translational elongation. The record is from RefSeq and is a predicted model, not a curated record. The coding region runs from base 83 to 2611 and encodes 842 amino acids. Gene Ontology annotation, cellular component: cytosol; ribonucleoprotein complex. Gene Ontology annotation, molecular function: GTP binding; GTPase activity; ribosome binding.